UUCGUUUUUGAUUUGUUUCUUGAGAAAUCUAGCACUAUAUUAAAUGAUAGUUAAUACUUUUUUGCAUUUCAGAUCCUUGUUUCAUGUUUUUAAAUCCUCUAAAUUUAAUUAGGGAUGGAGCAUGAUGCAAUCUAACGGAUCAUUUUUAUUUUGCGUUCAUUCGCAUUUAAAACGAUACGAUUAAACGAUACCUGAGUACGUACGGUAACGGGAUACAAAAUACAUAAGGUACACAUCUAGCACUAAAAUUUACAAAAUACUGUUUAUAAUUAACUUACAUUAAUUAAUUAUCUAGGAUUUAAACUUAUAACUCUAACGUUAAGCAUCGUACGUACUUAAUUACUCAUACAUUAAGACUUAUUUACUUUUCUAUCUCGUAAGCUCAGGAUGACCGAGGAUGAAACUAUAUUUGAUCCUCAGUUGAAAAAAAAGAAGAAGAAGAAGAAGCUUCCCUUCGAUUUGAGUGCACUCGAAGAUAGCAAUGUGUCGGGUGAAACUGGUGGUGAUGCCCAGGAAGAUGAUGUUGAUGGAGUUAAAGAUGAAAAUGAUGCUCCCGAAGAUAAAGAAGAUACUGUACUAGACUUGGAUGACUUUUCGGGCUUAAAAAAGAAAAAGAAGAAAAAGAAACCUUUUAAUUUAGAAGAACUGGAAACAAAUGCUCCGGAGUCUGAAUCCAAGGAUGAGUCUUCAGCUGUUGCAGCUGAGGACAAAGAUGCCGAUGAUGGAGACUUAGAUGAUGAUUUAGAUUUCAGUUUAUCAAAGAAAAAGAAGAAGAAGAAGAAAAUAAACAUUGAUGAAUUAGAAUCUGAAUUAGUAGUUGGGGAAGAGGAUGAAGAUGAUGAUACUAAAUUUGAAGAUGAUGCUGAACUUAAAUCGACUCCAGCAGUUUCAUCAACAUCCUGGAUUGGUACCGAUAGGGAUUAUGCAUAUGAAGAACUGUUGAUUAGAGUAUUUAACAUAAUAAGAGAAAAGAAUCCUGAUAUGGUUGCUGGUGAAAAGAGACGGUUUAUUAUGAGACCUCCUCAAGUUAUCAGGGUGGGCACCAAGAAGACUUCUUUUGCUAACUUCAUAGAAAUUUGUAAAAUGGUUCAUAGACAACCUAGACAUUUACAAGCCUUCCUUUUAGCUGAGUUAGGUACUAGUGGUUCUGUUGAUGCAAAUAAUCAGUUAAUUAUUAAAGGCAGAUUUCAGCAAAAACAAAUUGAAAAUGUUUUGAGGAGAUAUAUCAAGGAAUAUGUGACAUGUCACACAUGUAGGUCCCCAGAUACUAUAUUGCAGAAAGACACAAGACUUUUCUUUUUGCAAUGCGAAACUUGUGGCUCUCGCUGUUCCGUAGCUAGCAUCAAAUCUGGUUUCCAGGCUGUUACUGGUAAACGUGCUGCCAUCAGAGCCAAGACAGCAUAGAAAAAGAGUUUUUGUAUGUUUAUAUUAUAAAAUAAACUAUCCCAUGCUA
Molecule: messenger RNA, 1453 nt
Organism: Parasteatoda tepidariorum (common house spider)
Lineage: Eukaryota; Metazoa; Arthropoda; Arachnida; Araneae; Theridiidae
Gene: eIF2beta
Product: eukaryotic translation initiation factor 2 subunit beta
Biological process (GO): formation of translation preinitiation complex; translational initiation
Cellular component (GO): eukaryotic translation initiation factor 2 complex
Molecular function (GO): translation initiation factor activity; translation initiation factor binding; mRNA binding
Source: RefSeq, a predicted model, not a curated record